AUGGACGGGCAGAAGGGCCACCAGGGAGAGAGCCCUCUCCAGGGCCAGAUCAUUGAGGUUGAUGCCGACGUGUCCAAUGGGACUGUCCGCUGUGUAGGGGUGAAGAAGAUCUGCAGCGGCGCCCCCUGUGGUUUCUCUGAGGCCAGUGCGAGCUCCAAGGAUGCGGAGGAGCGGUCCGCCUCGAUGAGGAAGCUCCUCUGGGCAGUCAUCCUCUGCGUCAUCUUCAUGAGCGUGGAGGUUGUCGGCGGGAUCAAGGCCAACAGCCUGGCCAUCCUGACCGAUGCAGCCCACCUGCUGUCUGACGUGGCGGCCUUCGCCAUAUCGCUCUUCUCCCUCUGGGCCGCCGGCUGGGAGGCCACCCCACGCCAGUCCUACGGCUUCUUCCGCAUCGAGAUCCUCGGCGCCCUCGUCUCCAUCCAGCUCAUCUGGCUUCUCACCGGCAUCUUGGUCUACGAGGCCAUUGCGCGCCUCGUCGGUCCCACCGGCGAGGUCCAUGGGUCCCUCAUGUUCGCCGUCUCCGCCUUCGGCCUGGUAGUGAAUGCCCUCAUGGCCGUCCUCCUCGGCCACGACCAUGGGCACGGCCAUGGCCACGGCCACGGCCACGGCCACGGCCACGGCCAUGACGAUGGCCACGACCAUGGCCAUGGCCACAGCGACGGGCAUGACCACGACCACGACCACGACCAUGGCGAGGUGCACGGGCACACACACACCGUGACCAUCACCAAGUCAGGUGAGGAGCACGAGCCCUUGUUGAGGUGCUCGGAGGAGCUUGCAUCGGGGGGAAGGAAGGUGGCGAAGGAGAAGAGGGGGAACAUCAAUGUGAGGGGGGCGUACCUGCACGUGUUGGGGGACUGCAUACAGAGCGUGGGGGUGAUGGUGGGGGGGGCGGCGAUAUGGUGGAAGCCGGAGUGGAAGGUGAUCGACCUGGUCUGCACAUUGGUGUUCUCAGUGGUGGUGCUGGCCACAACCAUCAAGAUGUUGCGGGAUAUCUUGGAGGUGCUCAUGGAGAGCACACCGCGGGAGGUUGACGCCACGCGGCUUGAGCGCGGACUCUGUGCUGUGGACGGCGUGGUGGCCGUCCACGAGCUCCAUGUAUGGGCGAUCACUGUCGGCAAGGUACUCCUUGCUUGUCAUGUCACUGUUGCGCCGACGGCCGAUGCGGAUCGAGUCUUGGACGAGGUUAUCGGGUAUAUCAGGCGGGAAUACAACAUCAGCCAUGUCACCAUCCAGAUCGAGCGCCAGUAG
Spirodela intermedia is the source of this 1248-nucleotide messenger RNA. NCBI's taxonomy places the organism in Eukaryota, Viridiplantae, Streptophyta, Magnoliopsida, Alismatales, Araceae. The record is from the annotation of a GenBank genome assembly.